Molecule: messenger RNA, 1527 nt
Organism: Amoebophrya sp. A25
Lineage: Eukaryota; Dinophyceae; Syndiniales; Amoebophryaceae
Source: the annotation of a GenBank genome assembly
CUUGGUGAACAUGAUUUUCAGAAGCUGAAAGACAAGUACUAUCACAGGUUCAUUAUCGGAACUUUCGUCUCCUUCAUCAUUUGCUGCGGCUUACCGAUUGCGAAUGGUAAGCGCCCUCCGCCGGGGCUAGGCAUUGCAUGGGGAUUUAUUCCGGUGGUCUCAACAUCAACAUCUUUUCUCUUCAUUACCCCGCCAGUGUACGUUGUCUUCCUCGUCGAUUUUUUCUCGCAUUGCCACUUAACGUACGCUCGAAAAUGCAGAGAAGAGAUCAUGCAGGUCGUACACGAGAUCAUGUUCGGAAGCGCGGCGCAGUUGUCCCGCAUUAGGGAUACAACAGAGGAGAUGACGAAAACGCAAGACCAAUAGGUAUCAAACGCGCAGGACUUGGUCGUGGAGAAUAAAGAAGAAAGCCCUUCUCCGGCAACAUCAAUACUACAUCAAAGUGGGGAACCGGAGCAGGGUGGAGAUGUUUCCCUUAGUACUCCUGCCAAAAUAAAUGGCGCAAGCGCAACUGUCUCUACGAAAAUCAAGCUGAGGAACUAACUUCCACUUUUUUAUAUGAAUCAAUCCUCGCGUCGCAAUAGAGAGAAACUCCAGCGGCUCGCCCAGACGCUUCGCACGUUCGAUCGCACGCAGCAGCAGUUGUUUGCGAGAACCUUGAAGCUGUCGGGAACAGCCUUCGGCGCACCCUUGUUCUCGUGUUCUGUGGUCGCUCUGCAACUUGCUCUUCCUUAGCGGAUCACCGAUCUCUUCUAUCACCGCAAUCUGUCUCUACAUUGUGUACCGGUACUUGAGUUCGCUCGCACGUCUGGGCGAAGAGAUCGAGCUGCUGAUAUCGCAGGUCAGGCUGACGGCAAAUGCAACCAUUAGGCCAGACUUUGAAGUUCCGUCGUCAAGUAGUCCUUCUGGUGGACGAACAAUGAUCGAUGACGCCGAUAUGGCGUCCUCCGUUCAAGGAGGUUCAUCUGGGGUGCCCACUCUUGUGCGAAGAAGAAAGCAUGGUAGCACCAGCUCGCUUGAUGACGCAGGUGGUGGAGGUGGAGAAGACUCAGGAGGAGGAUCGACUUCGAAAAACGCUAGCCAAAGAGUCGCCCAAGAAAUCAUGCGCACUACAUCUCCCUCGUCGUCUUUGAGCCAGACCAUGCAAGAUCUUGCAUUACUGCACAUACUACUGGAUCACUCGGCAGCUUACUUCUCGGACUGGCGAGUUGGCGAGAAGGAGAAACACUGCUGGAGCUUACUCGGGACUGUGUUGACGCCUGACAUCGUGCGACAAGCAGUUGCAUUCGUCAUCGUUUCAGCAGCGUUUGCGAUUUUCCCUGUUGUAAUCGAAGGAGGGAUUUCGGGUGGAACUUGACCUCUGUAAAUGGUCGACUCAAGUCAGAUGAGAUAAAAAUCUUUACAACUCUAUUUUGUUUGACAAAACACUUUCUAAUAUUUCUUGGUACAAUACUGCCACUGAAUACAGCCAUCUUCAUGAGACGAACCUCUCAGCUCCAGGUGCUGCUGCUCCGUGCAUUCUUCCAC